UCACAGUUUACAAGUUUCGACGUUUCUGUUUUUGCAUCAGCUGCAGUUUGGUGUGCUUUUGUUUCUAGUAAUGUGUAAAAAUGAUAGCUUUGUGUAACAGUUAAAAAUUAAUGUCUCUGUGAAUAGCGUACAUAAAAUUGUGAUUGUAAAUUGCAACUUGCUCUCUUUCCCAUUCAAUUAAGUAAAUUAUUAGUAGGUUAGGGCUAGUUUAGCCCUACUUCGAAGUUCAAAUUGAACUUUAUAUUUAAUAAUUGUCAGUUCGUCAUAACAAUUUACGUUAACGUAAAUAACAUUAACAAUUUCUUAGUUUUGAAGUCUUGGUAGGCUAGUAGUAGUAGUAAUACUCGGUAUUAAUUGUUUAACUUGUGCUUAUUCGUUCAUCAGUAGACAGUUCACUAUAACUAAGUUAUACUUAGAACGAGAAAGUUUUCGGUGUUUGUUCAUCCGUGAUAUACAAGUAACCCAUCAUUAUAUUUUGAAGUUAUAAAAUUAUUUUUAACUUUUAGUUUUAAGCUUAGAAGUUAGACUUAGGUUAGUGUCACACCAGAUUUGAAGAUAUUUGCACGACUCUUGAAAAAGUAUGGCAGCAUCUCGCUCUCGGCAAUCCUUGAAGUUGCAGUGCAAUAUUGAAGAAAUUGAUUGGCAAAAGCCAUCACCAUUAUUAGAAGAUGAAAGUAAAAGUGGGUUUUCUGAUCAAAAUGAAACAUUAAGUCGACCAUCUUUACAAGGCUCAGUGAAAAGUCAUACCUCUCCGAAACCACUUCCUGAAUAUCAGUACACUAAAGAGGAACUGAUGGACAUUUCAAAGUUACCAGUUGCCAGGAAGAGACCUAGUUGUUUAGACUUGGAGUUUAACAACUCUUGUGGGUUGUGGGAUCCCUUGAAUUGGUUUUCUGCUGUACGUCAAGAUGAGCAGGAACUUGUAGAAGAGACAAAAACGAAACGUGAAAGAUCCUAUGAAAUGGAGAAAGAAGCUGGUGUAGUUCACAAACGAAGGACUUCAGACCCAAAGGAACGUAUUAAAGAAGAGAGAGACACCAUUGUGCUGAGUCCACAGAGAAGAAGUUUUGGAACAGGUUGUCAUAUACCUCAGCAGGUUUCAAAACAACCUGGAAGUUCUUAUGAAUCAAAGGAAUCAGAAAGUGCUGUUCAUCGUGAACCUGUUAGAAGAAUUGGCAGUGGAAGAAUAUUAGCACGUGAUAGGGACCAAUGGGACAAGGACAAGGAUCAACAAGAACGAGACUAUGGAUACAACAGAUGUAAUGGCAAUCGACGUGACAGGUUGGAUCGAGAUGAUCGAGAAAAAGAAGGUCGAAUUCCUGGUCGAUUCAGUGACCAUGGAGAAAGAAGAUUUGGAAGAGGUCGAACAGAUGUUCACAUUACAGAGGAAGAACCUGAAUGGUUUAGUGAAGGUCCAACCAGCCAGUCUGAAACUAUUGAGUUAGUGGGACUAGAUGAUUUCCAUCAAGAGGAUAAGAGAGAAGGAAGACGUUCUAAGGGUAAGAAAAGUCGAGAAUCAUUCCGGAAGCUCGCCCUUACCCAACAAGAUAAUGAAGAAGCAAAUGACUCGAGGACAACUUCUUUCAAAAGGGAUAGUCCAACAACAGUUGAAUGUAAACAAGUUCAGAAAAGCUAUGAAACUGUUGGUCAACUGAAGAUAGAAGAGGAGCCAGAAUCAAAACAAAAACCACAUAACUUUUAUAUUGGUGACCUGUUUAAGAGUACAGCUGCAGUUGAAUACGAAGAAGCUCAGGAAAGCCAUGAAACUUUUGGUGAACUGAAGACAGAAGAGAAACCAGAAUCCAAACAAACUCCUCAUGACUUUGACAUCAAUGAUCUAUUCAAGAAUGAUUUGAUCCCAGAGUUACUUCCUAAUGGUAUUCUAGAUGAGCCCUUAGACAGCCAGGGUGUUGCAAGUAGCCGGUUCAGUCAGUGGUUUCAAAGAGACAGUCCUGCACAUGUUAGGCUUGACUCUGAUCCUAAUAGUCGAAGAUCAUCCUUUCAGGAUGAACUGGUAGCACACGUCUUAAGUGGUAUAGGAGAUUCAACAUCACAGCCACCAGGUGUAGACAAUUACUUUGCUCCAAUUAGUCCUGCAGUAACACAGAGUUAUAGCGAAGGUGGAUUCUCCCCCCAGCAGCUAACCUCUCAGCAGUCAGAACAAGAUGAGGACAAGAACAUUUUAGAAUUACUUCACAUUGCCAACAUAAGCUUGGAACCCCUUUUGAAUGGUGAAGCAGACAAAAUGGAGGACUGUGAACUUGACCAUAAAACAAGAAACAUUGAAGCCUUAGAGGCAGAUCUCAAGAACCUUGUAUUAGGAAACAAAAAUAAAGAGGAGGAGGAACUAGACAACAAUGCUUUUAAUGAACUGUUAAACCAGAUAGGACAGGACAGAGGAUCACCCAUUUGUGUCACUGUACCUCCAGUAGACAGAUCAAAGCUCAUGCAUGAAAGUGAUUUACUGACCAACUUGAUGAGGGGUAAUACCCCCACUCCGCCCUUACUUCCCAGCAUUAUACCGACAAUCUCCCAUAGCCAUGUUUCGGCUUCCUCUUCUCCACAGUUACCUGAAGGAGGCUGUGGAGACCUCAUGAGUCUACUAAAGGGAAGGACCAGUCAUUCAGAUGUCCAUAAUGCUCAAGAUGUUCUGGGAUUUCCAGCUGGAGAUGAACUGGCUCAACUUUUGAACCAGAAACAAGGCAUUUCUGUAGACAUGCUGGCCAAACUGUUAAAUGUUCAAGAGCCAACAUCAGUGUCAAAUCAAACUUUCUGUGAACCUGUGAGUGUUCAAACAUCACCUCAAGGAUUUACAGACAUCCAUGUAAACUCUGCUUUUGAGUCUGGCAAUAGAACUGAUCCCCACAGCAUGCGAGGCUUGGUUGAUUUGACCAACCUUUAUCUGAACAUUGGAGUCAUCUGCUCUUUUGGUCUUCACUGUUGGAACCUGUCAUCAAAUACCACAAUUGUUGAGUAUGAAUGUGAACACAUGGAAGCAGAUGCAUCUGUGUUUUUCAUCUAUUCACAGAUGUGUAAAGCUGGUAUACAAAUACCUGUCAUCAUAGAUGCAGUAGACCCUGAUGUUGUUGUUUUGGCAGCAUAUGUUGCCCACAGGACUCAGGGAAUUCUUGCAAUUAAAUACAAGAAAAGCUUCAUAGAUUGCAAAGCUUUAUAUUCCAAGGAAGUAGCAGAUAUCGUAAUUCUACUUCAUAUUCAUAGUGGAUCAGAAACAACAACUGCCUUACUUGGGCAUGGAAAGAAGACAGUUUUCAUGAGAGCAUCUACCUCAGCUGAAGCACGAACUUUCCUCAGACAAGUUGGGGCAAACAUUCCAGGUACACAACAGGUUCUUGAUGAUGUGGCCAUGUAUAUGAAGACAAGUUGGGACAAACAUUCCAGAUCUCCUCCAUCUCCUUUGAACCAUAGGUGGAUCAUUGAAAAUCCUUGCAUAGCUUUAAGGUACUUACAACCAGCCCUUCCAAGUAACUUCCAAGCCUUGCAUAUCCAAGAAGUAGUUACUGUUGGCCCUGUGAAGUUUGAAUAUAAUGACUUUGAUGAUGAGGAAGAUUACAUCGACAAUACAUCCAAAAUUAACCCUCAAACCUUAAUCAGUGAAUUUUGGUCACAAACUCUGGGUCCUCUACUUCUAAAUGAACAGUUACUAGUACAUUCUGCUGCUGUACUCCCUCGUGUACCUUCGCCCCAAGAACUUGCUGUACAUACUCAGUCAAUUCUACAAAAUGCUCUUAUAAAGAGGAAAUUGGAGGAACAGAAAGAAAAUUUUAGACGAAGGCAAGAAGCUCAAAGAACACAGUCUCCAAGCAUCCCAUCUAUGAUGAAUAAACCUGGUAUUGUUAAUGGUUCUUCACCAAAGGGUCUGAGUCCUACAAUGGCAGCUUUCACACCAACCUCAGUCAUGAGGAAAAUGCAGUCUGAGAAAGAGAGAGAAUCACCUGUUGAAAAGGCUAACCAGCCAGCAGUGUUUCCCAUUAAGAAAAGUCUCAACAUCAGUACUGUACCUAUUGUGACUGUGAGCAGCCAGCUGUCUCCAACACGAGUCCAAAGAAAUGAUGCUACUAAUGGUGAUCAACGACAAAAACAACAGCAAGCACUUGCAACCAGUAGUCAAGCACUGUGUGGACCUGGCCGACCAAUUUUGAAAGGAUCUUCAAGUCAGAGUACAGCAGCUGACCACUUUGGUCGAGGAGGAAGCAAGAUUGGUGCUGGUCCUCGGAAACCUUUCUUAGGCCCAACACAAUCAAUUGCUAAGGAAUCUUUUGUUAAACUGAUGGAACAACAACGCUUGCUUCAGCACCAACAAGCCCAGGCUCUUCUUGCAGCCCAGCGACAAUUAAAUGCUUCUCCCAUGCCUCCAACAUCCUUUUGUAUGGGUCCUCGUGCACCUGCCAGUCUGAAUAAUAACUUGGUUAGACCCGGAAGUGUUGGUCUUAGUCCUAAUCUUAACAUCAUGUUGCUUCGUAAUUUUUUCCAGAACAACAUGAACAUCCAUAAUGUUCGAGAAAGUUUUGGUAACCUGCCUGGUUUGGGAAGACAACAUCUUAUGCCAGUCCAGGGUGCUGCCAAUCGACAGUCGCCUGUCAACUUAACAAAAUGGUUUGGAAGUGAUGUACUAAAGCAGCAGAUGCCAGACAUGCCACCAGUUCCUCACCAAAGAGCAUACUUGGUUGAAGAGUUAGAACGACAGCAGCAAGCUGCAUCUGUUCAUCAUUAAAUUCUCAAGACUAUGAGCAGAGAUAAAGCUAUUAAUUUUGUAUGUUUACCUUGGAGCUUAAGAAAUAAUGGUAAUACGUAAGGCCUGUACUUUCUUCUUGAAUUUUUCCAUGUUAAGAGUUAUUACUAACACCAGGAAAUAGAAAUGUUCUAUGUAAAUUUAUCUCAUAAUUUUCGUUUGUAAAGUUGUCACACUAGCACCAGAUAAUACAAAAAUUCUCUGUGGAUUUUAUACACUCAUUACUUUUACCUUCUCAACUGAAGUGUCAUACUAAUACAAAUAUUCUCUGUGGAUCUAUUAUCUACAUUAUUUAUAUUUUCUCAGCCUUUCUCAUAUUAAAACCAGAAAAUAAAAUUGAUCUGUGUGAAUCUGUUACCUACAUUAUAUUUUAUUUUCUCAACCUGAAUGUCAUCGUAAUGCUGUGAAGUACAUGUUUUGUGUGAAUCUGUUAUCUAAAUUACUUUUAUUUUCUCAAUUUAAGUGUCAUUCUAAUGCUAUGAAGUACAUGUGUGAAUCUAUUAUUUAAAUUACUUUUACUUCCUUAACUUCAGUGUCAUCUUAAUGCUACGAAGUAGAUGUUUUGGGUGAGAACCUUCUAUUGGUUACUUUUAUUUUCUCAACCUGAAUGCUAUACUAAAACUAGGAAGUGACAGUUAUAUACACUACUCUUUAAUUUUCCCAACCUAAAUGUCAUCCCAAUGCUAUGAACUAAAUGUUCUUUACGAAUCUGUUAUCUAUAUUGUAUUUUCUCAACUUAAGUAUCAUUGUAAUGCUAAUGAGUAACUGUUUGGUGUGAAUCUGUUAUAUAAGUUACUUUUAUUGUCUCAGUGUAAAUGUCAUACAAACAACAGGAAGUAAUUAUUCUGUGUUAACCUGUUAACUGAUGUUACAUAUUUUUUAGUGUCACCCUAACAUACAAACUUGUUGUGUGAACCUGUUAUCUAAUUUUUGUGUUUUCUCAUAAUGGUAUGAAGUAAAUGUUCUGUAUGAAUCUUAUCUAAAUUACUUUUCUUUAUUUACAUGUCACAAUGACAUCGGGAAACCAACUUUGUAUAUCUUUUUUCAUUUUUACAACAACCUAGAAAUAAGUAACUAAAUGAAUCUCUUAGAUAUAUUAUUUUAAAUCUUAAUAAUCUGAGGUGUAUGUUUCUUCUGGUGCCACAAAUUGUGCUGUAAAUUUAUGUCUUGUGAGGUGACAUUUCUGUUACAAAGUAUUAAGGUGUUUGUGAUAACACAAAGUAAAGGAUUGUUUCCUUGUUGUCAUUCUCUGAUACUGAUUGUGUUGAGGAUUUAUUGUGCUGAAUAUAAAUUGAUCAAUAAACCAUGUGGUGUACUUUUAUUACCUGUAGUCUAGAUAACUGUAUGGUCUAUUCUACUGUUUUGAGCUGCUUCUACAUGUGAGUUAAGGUAAUCUUGCUACAGUGUAUGUCAGUUAAACUUUAAUAUUCUAAUAAUUGUAGUGACAUUUGUAUAGUUGUUCUAGUGUUACUUUUGUUAUGUGUUCAGGUACUGAACCUAAAAUCUGUGAUACAAAUCGGUUGUUCCUUAGCUGCAUUGUUUGUUAUCUGUAGUGAUAAAAGUACACUAAAUACUCUGCAGAAAUAGAGAUUGAAGUCACAUUUCUAUAUCUGGUUAGAUAGUUUUAUUUUCAUGGUCAUCAUGUGUUUGAUUACAAUGCAUUGUACAAAAAAAAACAAAUCUAAAGUUAGUCAAAUGAUGGGAAGGAGAGAUUAUAAAAUAUGUUAAGUAGAGAGAUCUAUUUUUAUGAGAUAAUGUAUAUUAAGCUUGUGCUAUGUUUGAGUAACCGUUUUUUUUAUUUUAGUUUAUAUAUGUCUUGUAAAGAUUGAGUUUUUGCUACUUUGAAUCUAUUUUCUUGUUUUAACAUAAACCAUCAGUAUUCUUUCUGGCAUCUUUGUUAGUAAAGCUGAGUGUUGGUGUUUAAACACUUUAUGUAUUUUUUGGAGGGGUAUUUCUCAAUUUCUUACAAGUAAUGCAGGAAAGUGUGUGCUACAUAGAAUAAAAUUACAAACGUUAUUUAUAACUGUAGAUCCACCAGAAGAAAUGCAGUAAAUUAGGGAACACUGUUUCAUAGUCUUUAGCCCUUCAUUAAAAAAUAGAAGUGAUUAUGUUUCCGGGAGGUUGGUAUAUUACAGGAGUGUAUAUAUAGAUGUAUAUUAUGGUGUAAAUUUGUAUGAGUACUUUCCAAUUUGUACAAGAACAGGUUGGUUUUGUGACAAACAGUAGUAAAGAUUACUAAACAAACACUAGUAAGUUGUGUUUAUAUAUAUAUUAGGCCUAGCUUAUGGAACAGAAGAAUGAUCUUGUCAACAGAUCUUGUAAAGUAGAUUUAACAUACAUGUACAACUUUGUAGAAACAAAUUUAUGUGAUGAAGUUUCUGUUAGCAGUAUUUUAAAUGCAAGAAUUAAAAGUUAAUAGUUUUCGUUUUUAUUUGUGUUUUUUAGUGAAACAUUUGGAAUUUUUUUUAAUUGUAAUUUUGUCAUUUGACAUGAAUCUUUUCCAUGUGAAAUAUUUAUAAGAUAGCAUUUCCUUGUAAAAAGCAUCUGGGGAGGAACUUUUAAAGCCCUGACUUAUGAGUAAAUGAUCGGGUACUAUUUGUUAGUCUUUAACUAUAAUUUCUUAAAGGUUGUUAAAUGUUUUGUGCUCUUGUUUUAUGAACUAAUUGCAUUUAAUAUCGCAUUGUGUUCACAAGGCACAGAAUGAGGGUGAUGAUUUAUUGUAAAGCACUUAUUUUACAAACCAGAUAGGGUGAACUGUUUUGUUAUCUAAUAAACGUGAACACAGCUCUUUAUUUGUGUUUUUUGGAAGGAAGAAUUUACCUGGUGUAAAAAUCCUUUUUUCUCCAGAAAUAUCUAUUACUUGUUAUAGCACUUGGCAGUCAAAUAGUUUAAAAUCACGUAUAAUACAAAACUAUUGUAUCAUUUGAUUAUGCGCUUGGUGUUUUUUCUGUGCCUUCUGUCAAGUAAGAACAAUUUCAGCAACCUGUGUGUGAUACCAUUAAUUUUUUUUUUUUGUACAUUUCAUUGUAUAGCAAGAUCAUCCUGGUGAUGUCUUGCCUUGGGAAUAGUUUUUUUUUGUGUGUUUGUGUGUGGUUUAAUAAACAUCACUGUGUCAGCAUUA
Molecule: messenger RNA, 7871 nt
Organism: Limulus polyphemus (Atlantic horseshoe crab)
Lineage: Eukaryota; Metazoa; Arthropoda; Merostomata; Xiphosura; Limulidae
Exons: 22
Coding region: 581-4732 (1383 amino acids)
Biological process (GO): negative regulation of translation
Cellular component (GO): nucleus; cytoplasm
Molecular function (GO): mRNA binding
Source: RefSeq, a predicted model, not a curated record